AUGGCCGUGAGCGAGUGCAGGGGAUCUUCCCCACCAAGCCAGAAGGAAUGGCAGAGCCUGUGUGCGGCUUUGGACAAGUGGGAAGGCUCUCGCACUCUGCUGGCUCGGACGUCGCUGACAGCGGUGCCUCAUUGGCAGAAUGGCAAGGAGCACGUAGACCCGCCGUACUGGACUGACUUUCUACAUAGCACCGAUGACUUAAAACGGGCCAUCAGCAAAGCACUGCAGGGGGUGAUGCCGGCCGAGGCCCCGCUGGCAGUAUUUAUACUUGCUGACAGGUUGAUGGGGCGCAGUCGGUUCUGUGCCAGCCGAGCCUGGUAUUUGAGCAGCCGGCGAUACAUCAUCAAUGCUCGUGAGUUUGCGGCCCUGCAGAAGCUGAUUGCUUACAUCUUGGGGCCUCAUCAGGCAUAUCUCACGCGCAUUGAUCGUGACCGUGCAAUGAUCAUGUCAGGUGGAUGCUGUUUCCAACUGUACAUCUCAGAAACAGUAUCAGAGCACCGCCGCUUCGAAACUUCCCGAGAGCGGUUUCUCUAUCCAUGUGACUUCUUGGCGUAUCCAGUUCCUGAUGCUACUUUCUACCAGGUCCAGCCCGGAGGUGCCAUCGACGUCUGCCAAGGCGUGCACUUGUCCGUGUCCGUGGAGAGCCCCGGUGCCAUAGCCAUUUCCUGCAAUCAAGUAAGACAUAUUAGUGACAAGGUCUCCGUCCGCAACCAACGAAGAGCUGCAGCGGUACAGAAGGCGCAGCGCAUGGAACUUGUAGCUUUCGUUGGCAAAAACCUGGGUUCCCUGGAUGCCGAGCACCCAUACGCGCAGUCUUCAACCGUCGUCAUGGUGGACGAUGCUGAGAUGGUUGAAAAGAUCCUGCAGGUGUCAGACGAGCUCAGUUUAGGGCUGCGGACCGAUGAUGUGACGCAUCUGGGGCGAAGUGCGGUUUUCCCAUUCUCCUUUCCACCGGCGUUGUGCGACGAGGACAGGCUGCUUCAGCAAGCAUUGAUGGAAACUGGGGACGCGUUUGCCACUUCAUCUGCAGCACAAGACUUCGCGACAGCCACACUGGCACAACAUGGCAUUGACCCGAGGUCCUUGCUGGAUGUGGGCGAAAGGGACUUCGAGCAGAUGCUGCAUUUCGACGACACCGAAGACGAAGUGUUGACAAGAGCACGCGACCUGGUGGCGAAUGCAAUGAAGCAGCUGCGGCGAGUCGAAACGGUUUCCCGGUGGAUUUCAGAAGAUUUGCUCUGCCAGGACCUCCUCGAUCAAGUGUGGCGCGAGCUGAAGCUGAAGGCAGAAUGGUCCGAGAUUUCGGACCGCUGGAGUCAGAAAUUUGAGCCGCCGUCUCGCAAGUCGAAGAACAAGAAGACGCGACAGAAGGAGAAGGAUGGCAGCUCUGAAGCCAUCGAUCCGGAAAAGCUGGCGACGCGCUUACAGCAAGCAGUGGCGGACAUGGACAAGAAGGUUUGGAAGUGCCGCACCUACCACAAGUACUUCUGCCUGCUUCAGCGACGGG
This is a messenger RNA of Symbiodinium sp. CCMP2456, 1507 nucleotides long. Lineage: Eukaryota; Dinophyceae; Suessiales; Symbiodiniaceae. The record is from the annotation of a GenBank genome assembly.